CGCUCGCAUACGCUUCAGAAAAGCUCCGGAAAUUCAAAGAUUCUUUCAUUACCGCUAGCUUCUUGGCAAAUUCGUACAUGGCUUCUUGUUUGAAGAGCUAGUGACGCACUCAUUUUGGGUAAAUACAUCAACUACAGUGAACGGAGGAGGCCGUUAGUGGUUCAGAUUUUGAAGAAGCUCCUGGUAACUGUCCUCUGCGGAAAGGCCGUCUUAUUUCUGUUGUCGUUUUGCAAUUAUCCUUGCCGUUACUGACUGAACAACUUUAAGUGCUGAAUAGUGGAUAAAGAGACAGAGCAUCUGAAGGCUUUCAUGCUUCUGAUUUAGUUUGUCUUUUGAAAAGAGAAGAAACAAACUAAAAGCCAGCUUUAGUCAGCCUUGCAUCUGAAAGUAUAGUUUCGAGACUAAUCGGAGCAUUUUGAUGUUCAUAAUGCUGUUGCAAAUAAUGACCCUCCUCCUGCUGGCCGGAGUGGCAUCAGAACAAAGCGUCGAAGAAAAUCACGGACGAAGAAGACAAGCAAGGCAAGCUGGAGGGGGGUUAAAUUGCCCCAUUGGUCUUCCUCAGAAAUCUACCGACGAAUGCCGAGAUAUUCGCGAAAAAGACUUGGAAGUCCAGAGGGGAAUUUAUCAACUGGCAGUACGCGAACCUUUGCCUAUGCCAUUAGUUAAUAUGAGCGCGUUAACACUCAUCCAAUUGCUUUCACAAGACGAGUUUGCAAAGGAACAGUUUAAUGGUUACGUUGGUAUGCUGAGGAAAAACAAAGGCUUCACCGCACAGUGGAAAAAGCAACAUCCUGGAGAGAUUACAGAGUUCCAGGAUUAUGCAAAUAUUUUUAACGAUUUUAGAAGUACAUUGGGAGAUGAUGGAAGUACUGGGUUCUAUCGGUACGUCACGAAUGUCGAGCCAUUUCAGAAUAUUCUGGAGGACUGGAGAGAGGAUGAUAUGUUCACUGAGCAGAGGCUAAGUGGCUGUAAUCCCAUGGUGCUUCGCAGGGUGACAGAAGAUUCCUCUGAAGUGGGUCUCAGAUGGUCAGAGUUGGUCAAGACACUUAGUCCAAGCUACGACUGGGAAAAGGCGAUACAGACUGCGAUGGAAACAGAUGAAUCGUUAGCACAGGCUAUAAAGAAUGGCGAUGUUUAUGUUCUGCGAUAUGAAAUGUUUGAUGACAUGGCUACCUUCCCUGAUUAUUCUGAGAAGCGACCGGGUCGCACAAUGUGGCCGUCGAAAUCACCAAUAGCUUUGUUUGCCCUGAACAAGGAAAAAAGACUACGAGCAGCAGCAAUUCAGACCGAUUACAAGCCAGAUUCGCCCGUUUUCGCCCCUAGUGAUGGUGGGUCCUGGAUGUUGGCCAGACAGGUUGUCCAGGCAACAGAUUACACGCACAGCCAGAUGAUAGAACAUCUUCUAAAGGUCCAUCUUUUGGCAGAACCCUUUUGCGUGGUCAUGCACCGUCACCUUUCCUCUCAGCACCCGCUGAAUGAGCUCCUCAAGUACCACUGUAGGGGCCUUUUAGCCACAAACACCUUGGGCUCACCAUCACUGGUCAACGAAGGUGGUUACAUGGACAUUCUGACCGCCAUAGGCCACAAAGGAACCAUACUACUCUUGGAGCGAGGCUACAAGACGUUGGGUUGGAAAGACACAGAUUUUCAUCAGGACAUAAAGAAACGGGGCCUUGAUGACAAAAUCAAAUUUCCUUACUUUCCGUAUCGCGAUGACAACAGAUUGUUACUGAUGGCAAUAUCAAGAAUGGUGGAGGAUUACAUUUGGGUUUUUUACAAACGAGACAGGGAUGUCCAGGAGGACGAAGAGUUACAAGCCUAUGUAAAUGAGUUAUCUAUUGAGGGGACUGGACCGAAUGGUGGAUCUGGCCAGGUUAAAGACUUUCCGGCCGUGUUAGAGACUAAGAGCGAGCUUAUAGACGUGAUAACGAGGUUGCUGUGGUUGUUAAGCGUGAAGCAUUCUACGGUAAAUUAUCCCGUGAGUGACUACGGAGCCUUUACACCUGUCUUACCAACCAAGCUUUAUAAUGACACCAGUGUACCGCCAGGAGUGUUCUCCGAGUUGAAUUUACCAAAUCGCAACAUAUCCCUUGCCCAGAUCGAGGUAGCUAUGAACGUGGGAACAUACCAUUAUGACACGUUAUUUGAUUAUUACGGGCAGCUCAAGAAUCCAGCAGCAAAGCAAGUGGUUAGGUUUUAUUUCUAUUACCUUAAGUAUGCCGUUAGUCCCAGGCUUAAGUUCAGGAACUAUCGGAGACUUAAGGCUGGCCAUCUCACUUAUCCAUAUCUACAACAUCCUUGGAUUCCAAACGGAGUCCAGACAUGAAUAAUAGACAGUUAGAAUAAGUUACAUUUAAAAGUUAAAUGCGGGUAUAUUUUAGGAAUGACAAAUGUAUUCUUCGUCGAUGUGGUGAAGCUCAACUUUUUGAUCUGUUACAGACUCGGUCACCUCAAAAAUUUGACUGUUGUUACAGGUCAUUUCAAAAAGCUAAUUGUUUUAACCUCUAUCUUCUUGUGUACGCUGUGUAAUGGCGGAUAGCUAAUGAGAAAAUGGAUUGAAAAUAUGAUGACAUGCCACCUUAAUAGAGAUAUGGAGUCACAAACCGGCUCAACUUUAGUGUCUGCGUCCGCUCAGCAGAAGUGUCUGCUGACUACGGCUGUGUCUUACAGUAAAUAUGGGAAGUAAAAAUUUAAAGUAUGUUUGUCGUUCUCAAGUUCGCUUAGUACGGGUAAUCCAAUUAUCAUUAUGUCCUUUUUCAUAUUUAGGCAAUAACGAAUGUAACGUAUUCAAUUGUUACUGAACAGAUAUCUUAUUAUCUCUGUUGAUUCAAGUGUUCGUGAUCUCUAGCUUGGCUGGCUUGUUACAGGCAAGGAAAGUUACACCACUAAAAUUGUAAAAUGAUUUUAACACUUUAUUGUAAUGAAUGAUUGUUAUGGAAUAAACUUGGAAUGU
Molecule: messenger RNA, 2953 nt
Organism: Pocillopora verrucosa
Lineage: Eukaryota; Metazoa; Cnidaria; Anthozoa; Scleractinia; Pocilloporidae
Product: polyunsaturated fatty acid 5-lipoxygenase
Biological process (GO): lipid oxidation
Molecular function (GO): oxidoreductase activity, acting on single donors with incorporation of molecular oxygen, incorporation of two atoms of oxygen; metal ion binding
Source: RefSeq, a predicted model, not a curated record